UCUCCUUCUCAGGCUGCGGGAAGGAGCCGCCCGGCCGCUUGGCGCUCCUGCUCCGUUCUCCCACCGCCACGACCACCACUAGGCUGGAUUACCGCAGGCAGAGGCGGUGCCGCCUCGCUUAGCUGCCUGGGGACUGGCGAGCCCACCGCCCCUUAGCAGAACGCGCACCUCGACCCUCCCGGCGAGCAGAUCUCGCUGCCAAGAAGGGGUCGCCGCGCCCCUCCUUCCGCGACGGGCGAGCCGAUCGCGAGGUUAAGAGGGCAGGAGGGAGGGAUGAAGUUGGGCAGAAAGUCGCCUCCUCCUCCUCGUUCACCAGCGCUUUCCCUUCUUUCCCCGCGCAACAGCCCGGCACCCGUCGCUCCGCGGUGAGCCCUUCCUUCUGCUGGAGAGUUUUGCAACCAACUGGGCUCAGAGAGCCGCACAGGAUUUUCACAACCCCUCCUCCGCCGCGACUUCCUUGUUAGUUUUCCCAGCGUGUUUGUGUUUUGUUUUUUAAACGCCUGUUUGGAAAUGGCAGGGGCAGUGACGCCUGGAAAGAGAACAAGUGUGGGAAAAGGCAGAGGAAACCGGAGCUAAAUGACAGGAUGCUGGAGACUUGAGGAGAUACACACACGAAGCAGAGAAGCGCUUUGGUCACCGACGGAACUCUUGGUGCCGCCGCCGCCGCCGCCGGUUCUCCAGCUCCCGCUGCGCCGCAGCCCGGCCAGCUUUCUGAUCUUUUUCACCGGCCCUACCAGAGGAUUUUAGAUCUAAGAGGAAUUGUCUGCUGAGACGGGAUACUGUCUUUCUUUAGUCUCUUUCAUCAGUCCUUCCGUGCAGAGAAAGGAAGAUGGACUGGGAACUCUUCCUGCACUGGGUAGCCUUCAGCGUGACGCUUGGCGGGGCUUUGAAGAGUGAUAAAUGUGGUGAUAAUAUAAAAAUUGUAGAGCCUGGUUAUCUCACCUCUCCUGGCUAUCCUAAUACUUAUCAUCCAAGCCAAAAAUGUGAAUGGCUGAUUCAAGCUCCUCAACCAUACCAGAGAAUUAUGAUCAACUUCAAUCCUCACUUUGAUUUGGAGGACAGAGAGUGCAAGUACGAUUAUGUUGAAGUGAUUGAUGGUGACAACGCAAGUGGGAGAGUAUGGGGAAAGUUCUGUGGCAAGAUCGCCCCCCCUCCUGUGAUAUCGACAGGGCCGUACCUCUUAAUCAAGUUUGUGUCUGAUUAUGAAACUCAUGGAGCCGGCUUUUCCAUUCGCUAUGAAAUUUUCAAAAGAGGACCAGAAUGUUCCAGAAACUAUACAUCUAUGAGUGGGGUAAUCAAAUCUCCUGGAUUCCCUGAAAAAUAUCCCAAUAGCGUGGAAUGCACUUACUUUGUCUUUGCACCAAAGAUGUCAGAGAUUAUAUUGGAGUUUGAAAGCUUUGAACUGGAACCUGAUUCCAGUCCUCCAGGAGGAGUGUUCUGCCGCUAUGACCGAUUAGAAAUCUGGGAUGGAUUCCCUGAAGUUGGUCCUCAUAUAGGCCGAUACUGCGGGCAAAACACACCAGGCCGUGUCCGCUCUUCCACUGGUAUUCUUUCCAUGGUUUUCUACACUGACAGUGCAAUAGCAAAAGAAGGAUUCUCUGCAAACUACACUGUGUUGCAGAACGGUGUUUCAGAAGAUUUCCAGUGUGCUGAACCACUAGGCAUGGAAUCCGGAGAAAUCCAUUCUGACCAAAUCAGUGCCUCUUCCCAGUAUAGCACUAACUGGUCUUCUGAAAGGUCCCGAUUAAAUUACCCUGAAAAUGGGUGGACACCUGGAGAAGAUUCCAGCAGAGAAUGGAUACAGGUGGACUUGGGCCUUCUCCGCUUUGUAUCUGCUAUUGGGACCCAGGGAGCCAUAUCAAAAGAAACCCAAAAGAUGUAUUUUUUGAGAACAUACAGAGUGGACAUCAGCUCUAAUGGAGAAGACUGGAUUUCAGUUAAAGAUGGAAAUAAUAAACCAUUGGUGUUCAUCGGGAACACUGACCCUGUUGAGGUUGUUUACCGAACUUUUCCUAAGCCAGUAUUGACACGUUUUGUUCGAAUCAAGCCUGUAACCUGGGAAACUGGAAUAUCACUAAGAUUUGAAGUGUAUGGCUGUAAAAUUACAGAUUAUCCUUGCUCUGGAAUGCUGGGUAUGGUGUCUGGUCUUAUCACGGAUUCUCAGAUUACUGCAUCAAAUGAAUUUGAGCGAAACUGGAUCCCAGAAAAUGUCCGUCUUAUAACAAGCCGUGUAGGGUGGGCAUUACCACCUCCCACCACUCAUACAUAUUCAAAGGAAUGGCUCCAAAUAGACCUUGGUGAAGAAAAGAUAGUGCGGGGCAUAAUUGUCCAGGGAGGCAAACACAGAGAGAACAAGGUCUUCAUGAGAAAAUUCAAGAUUGGAUACAGCUACAAUGGAUCAGACUGGAAAUGGAUUGUGGAUGCCAGCAAAAAGAAGGCCAAGGUCUUUGAAGGCAACACCAACUAUGAUACCCCAGAGCUCCGCACAUUUCAGCCUAUAACGACCAGAUUUAUACGUGUCUAUCCUGAAAGAGCUACUCAUGCUGGAUUGGGGCUCAGGAUGGAACUACUGGGCUGUGAAAUUGAAGUACCUACGUCAGUCCCGACCACCUCUGACAGCAACCUUGUGGAUGAGUGUGACGAUGACCAAGCCAACUGCCACAGCGGAACAGGUGAUGACUUCCAGUUGACAGGCAGUACCACAGCCGUGAUAACAGAAAAGCCAACAUCAUUUGACACAACAAUACAGCCAGAGCUCCCAGCAUAUGGCUUCAACUGUGGAUUUGGCUACAGUUCUCAGAAAACAAUCUGCCGCUGGGAGGAUGAUGGCCAGCUAGAGCUGAGGUGGACAGUGCUCACGAGCAAAACGGGGCCCAUUCAAGACCACACAGGAGAUGGCAAUUUCAUUUACUCACAAGCUGAUGAAAACCAGAAAGGCAAAGUUGCACGGCUCAUCAGCCCCAUCAUCAACCCACAGAACUCUGCACUCUGCAUGACUUUCUGGUAUCAUAUGUCGGGUCCCCACGUUGGCACGCUAAGAAUCAAGCUGCGCUAUCGGACACCUAAGGAGUAUGAUCAGGUUUUGUGGAUGCUGAGUGGAGAUCAGGGGGACUUCUGGAAAGAAGGGCGGGUCCUUCUCCACAAAUCCGUGAAACAUUAUCAGGUGAUGGUGGAGGGAGAAAUUGGAAGAGGAAAUGGAGGAAUUGCAGUGGAUGACAUUAACUUUGACAACCGCAUAGCACCAGAAGAAUGCCGAAAGUCAAAUGAUGCAGAGAAUGAAAUAGACGAAGCUGAGCCAGAUAUUAAUCAAACAGGUUACACUCCCAAUUACCGUGAAAUUGGGAAGCCCUACAAUGACAACGUCUCCAGGAAGCCUGGCAACGUGCUGAAGACCCUCGACCCCAUUCUGAUCACCAUCAUCGCCAUGAGUGCGCUAGGGGUGCUCCUGGGGGCCAUCUGCGGUGUCAUUCUGUACUGCGCCUGUUGGCACAACGGGAUGUCCGAUAGGAACUUGUCUGCACUGGAAAACUACAAUUUCGAACUUGUGGAUGGUGUGAAAUUGAAAAAGGAUAAACUGAACACACAAAAUACUUACUCAGAGGCAUGAAGGUAUAGGAACAGCUAAAGAAGUUUCGGAGAAUUGAGAUGGAAGGACAUCUGUCUAGCUUAUGCUGGGGGACUGUGGAUCUUCUUUUACUGUACAGGCUGAAAACUGCGUUGAGGACGCUGAGCCAAGCUUUUCUCAGGAGCUUCAGUGAGUGUAACAGAUAUACUAAAACAUGGACAACAAUCUGUGUUAAACAAUCUGAAUCAUGUACAGUCUAUUUCUGUUUUCUCUCUUAAUUUGAAAUUAUCAAAUGCUGGUGUUGAGACCAAGUAUGAUUGACUUAAGAGGGGGUGUUACUUUUUUUAUGAUUUUUUUUCCCUUCCUUUCCUUUCCUUUCCUUUCCUUUCCUUUCCUUUCCUUUCCUUUCUUCCCUCCUUUCCUUCUCAGCUUUGUUUCCUUCUUCCCACCCACCCCCUACUUUGAUAAAUAACAUUUAUUUUUUACUGUGCAAAAAUCCAAGAUGCUGUCACAAAGUGUAUUUUGGUGGGGGUCCUUUGGAUGGACAUGCUGUCUGCAGCUCAGUGCCCGGAAAAGUAACCACAACUUAAUGGAUUCCUGAACCUGUAUUUGUGUAUAAUUGCUUGUGUUGUGCAUAGGCAAAGGAGGGUUAGGGUGUUUUUGAGGGGGGAAAGGGUACUGCAACGUCAGUACUGGUAUAGUGUGUCAGCCCUGUUUACCAAGCAAUACAGUCAGAAUUUUAUUGGUGUUUCUCAGUGUUGUACUAAACUUCGUGCUUGUGAAUUCCAUUCAAGAAAUAUGUGCCAUCAACCAGAAAGAACCGGCAAACUGCGCGUACUGCCUGGAACGGCAACAGAAACAAAGCAAAAAUCCUUGGCACUGGCUAGUGUAUGUCCUCUCAAGUGCCUUUUUGUUUGUACUGCUUCUCAUUGUGUUAACAUUCACUCCAGCUUUGUCUCUCUCCAGUUCAAGUCCUUGUCCUUAUUACUUCCCCGGAGGGCUCACUGACAAGAAAGUAUAUUUUAGUGUAAGUAAACCUUGGGAAGGCAAGGGCUAAAACAAUUGGACAACUUAGCAGCUUGAUCCUUCCACCUCCUGUAUUCCAAUUUUAUGUCUCUGGACCAUUUUUGUACAAAGUUGCAAUAUUUCCCCUCUUCCUCUUCCUUUUAUCGUUCUUUCAUAUAGAAUGUAUUUUCAAAUAUAAGUGCUCUCUUUCUCUCUUUUGCUCUCCCUCUCUUUUUCACUGAGUAGAUCGUUACAUAAGCAUUUGCCAUUGCCAAGGAAAGGAAAACUGCAGCUUUAAUUUGCUGGUAAUGGCAAAGAGGAUUUUAUUAGACUUUGUGUUUUGUUUUGUUGUUGUUUUGUUAAAGUAAGGGAAACUUCUUUACUCUCCAAAGUUGAACUUUGGGUUUCCUGUUAACAUCAUAAAGUAACAGUAUCCUUUUUUCUUCCUUUAGUAAGCCAUGAGAUAAGUCUGAAUUCUUUACACAGCAUUCAUAUUAAUUGAGAUGAGGAUUUUCUUGUUUCAAGCAAAGAACAUUCUUGCCAUUUACUAGCCCUGAUAUCUAAUUUAAAGGUGAUUAUCUCUAUGUAUAAGUCAUUCAUGCUAAUUAGGGUUACACCGAUGCUGCUACAAAUAGAUGGUGCUGUGCUGGCUUCUUCCAACAACAGGUUUGCUUUUUAAAAAGCAUAUAAAAUGCUAACCCUGAAGUGGAAUAAAAUAUGGCAGAAUGAAUCCCAGUAGCAUUCUUAGGGGAAGAAUGUUUCAAGCCAGAUUCUUACACGUGGGAAUUGGGCACCAGAUGCUUCUUUCAUUGGCUAAAACAGAGCCCUUGUCUCUACGAUUUUUGUAUUUCUUUUUCAUGUGCAUUUGAUUUAAUAUUGAAAAAGAAUGUCUACAUAAAUUACUUGAUAACUGAUGCAAUGCAUUUAGGAAUUGAAUUGUUCUCCAAAAGUCACAGAUAAGGUCUUAAAUUUCAGAAGGGGGCAAAUCAACACAUGGUAAUUUUGCCUCCUCAGGUCUGCAUUGUAAAUAUUUUGAUCAAAUGCACCCUUCCAUAGUCAGUUGAUGUAGCCACCAAAGAACAAAUUUCUGAAACCUAGGUUUUGUUCUGGUUGUUGUCAAUAUGAGUUAUCACCCAAAGAAGGAUGUUUUCAAUUUAAAUAUUCACCUUAAAAAUCCUUGGCAAAAAGAGCUUGCAAAUCAGAAUAUAGUUACCCCAACCUCCACUAUAAUUGGAACACUCUGGUUAAUUAUUCCAAAAAGAUCAAGCUCAAAUAAAUUUCUCCUGCCCUUGUUGCAUGUAAUAUUUAGUUGCAUCAUGUAAUUAUUGGUUCUUCCUUGGGGGCUGCUUGUCACACAGUCAUUUUAAGAUCUGUGAUUCAAAUGAAUGCAGAUAUCAUUUAAGAAGGAUAGAGUUCAUUACAAAGACAUGAGCUUGGCAAAAGUCCAGAAUCAAUGAGUCAAAUGCUUGGCUUUGAAAAAGGACUUGUUCACACACAUGCUUCUGCCUUCUACUAAGUCAGGCCGUUGGUUCAUCUAGCUGAGACCUGGCUAUGUCCCCAGGCCUCAAGGCAAGAAAGAGCCGUCCUAGCCUUCCUGUACAAGUUGCUUUUGCAACUAAAAGUGCUGAGAAAUUAAUCUGAAGCUGUUUGCCUGCAGUGUGUGUGCUUUACCCCUCAGCCACAACCUGUCCUUGAUUAUUCAACUGUUGCUGACUCUUAGUUAAAUCUAUGAACGGUCUCCAUCGAAGAGCAUUCUGCUGGAGUUGUCGCUGGAUAAUGUGAAAGUUUUAUCUGUGACAGCUAAUUCACAGAUGUAAGUAAUCAUAUUGUGGCACUACAAAACAAGUGAUUAGCAUGAUGUGCAAACUCCCCUCCAUCUCAGUGGAGUACAUUCUCUAAUAUCUAGUGCCAAAAAUACUGUGCUAGGAAUUGUAUAGAGACCAGAAGUGACAUGUUCACUUUCUAUCCAACACAGGAGUGGGAAUCCUUGACCCUCCAAGUUUUGUUGGACUGCAGCUCAUGUUAGCUGUAGCCAGCAGACGCUAUCGUAAGGGACGAUGGGUGUUGUAGUCUAACAAAUUCUGGAGGACCACAAGUUCCCCAACCCUGAUUGAGCAGUACUAAGCUAUGAAUGUGUACUCAUAAAAAAGCCCACUAUAUUCAGUGGGACUGAUGUCCAGAGAAGUGGGCACAAUGUUGCAACCACCUUGCAUGGAUCUUAACUGCAUAUGUGAAGAAAGUAACAUCGCAAGUAGCUCACAGAUGACAACUCGGAAUACAUAGGCAUAAAUAGGCUCUGCAUAUCUUCUCCCACAUUCCCAGCUGAAAGGAAAAACCCCAUUCCCAGAAGCCUAACUAAGUUUAUUUGAGAAACAUUUCAAUUUGUUUAAAUGGAUGUGGGGUUAGCAAUUUGUUUUGUUCUAGUUGGAACAGCAAAGGUUUUGGCUGAAAUCCACCAGACAUUGCUGCUAUGUAUUCUUCAUUUGUUUCAACAGAUGCCAACACCACAGAAACAAAUGGAGUUACCCAAGAGCAGUGCUUGGGCAUCCAAUCCUUUCUCCCUGUAUCGCUGUCCUAAAAUCUGCUAUGUGAACCAAUAAAUCCCUGUAGGAGGACAUGAUGUCAGGCCACAGUGAUAUCACGGAAAAAGCAAUGUUACAUGAAAAUUACCCAGUACAGGACGGAUGUAAUUCCAGCAUCGAUAUUUGAGUUUCGUGAGCCAGAGUGCUAUUCGUAUGAAUAGAACUAGGAAACCCCAUCAGUGUAGCUGCUUAGUCCUAGAAAAGAACAUUAACAACUCAAUUUCUUCAAACUAGAAUUGAAUGAAAUCUGCCCUUCAGCAAAGAAAAAAAAUGAUACUGCAACUUUAAAUGGAAAAAAUAUCUUGCACUGAUAAAUAUAUUUAAAAAUUAUAUGUUUAUAAAGUUAUUAAUUUGUAAAGGCAGUGUUACAAAAUGUUCAGUUUAUAUUGUUUUAGAUUGUUUCAUAAUUUUGAAAGUGUAAAAUAACAUAUUUUUUCUUUAUCAAAAAACUAUAAAAGUCUUCUGUAGUAAAAUGAUUUCAUUUUACUGGUAUAUUAUUGCUUCAUGUUUUGUAACAUCAUAAAAUUUUGUGCAAAUUUUUUUACAGAAAUUUUUUAUUUUCUAUGACAAUAUGACACUUUUAAAUUGUUAUUUCAAAAUGAACAGCAAAGCCUUAACUUUAAAUGACGUUUGUAUUCUCGGACACUGAGUAGCAUUAAAAAAAAAAGUAGGAUUGAAUUGUAAUUUAAAUUUCCAGACAAUGACUACUACAUUCCAAAGAAACAGUUGAAUUAAACAUUUUCAUAAAAUA
Varanus komodoensis (Komodo dragon) is the source of this 7903-nucleotide messenger RNA. RefSeq names its product neuropilin 1 (gene NRP1). Gene Ontology annotation, molecular function: vascular endothelial growth factor receptor activity; semaphorin receptor activity. NCBI's taxonomy places the organism in Eukaryota, Metazoa, Chordata, Lepidosauria, Squamata, Varanidae. Gene Ontology annotation, biological process: vascular endothelial growth factor signaling pathway; angiogenesis; axon guidance. Bases 830 to 3607 code for a protein of 925 amino acids. Gene Ontology annotation, cellular component: membrane. The transcript has 17 exons. The record is from RefSeq and is a predicted model, not a curated record.